AUUUAAAGUUCUUAUUAGUAAAGCCUUUGCAUGGUGGUGUUCUUUGUUCGUUCCCUAACUCUUUCCCUAAAGUUUCAGUGGUAUAAACAUGGUUCACAGACAAAGAAAGGGCAGUAAAUAAUCUAAGCAUCGUCCUAAAGUCCUCUUUUGGAGGCAGGGCAAAAGCCCAAGUUUUUUGGCUAACAUUUAUGCAUAAUUUUGCUGGGCCCAUACACAAUGGAAGGACUUCAUAACCUAGAGAGAUAUUAAUUAGUUUCCCUUCUUCAGGGUGUGAGGGCCCUUUAAGGUUCCAGGGAGAAGGCAUAUGUAUGGAGUCAUUGGUUAAUACGAUUGGCCCUCUCUCCGCCCAUUCUAUGACCUGAAGUAAAGGGGGGUUGAGUCUGUAAGCCCAGUAAGUGUGAUUAAUAAGUUCAGCUCAAGCAAGGGGGCGAGUUGGGGGGAGGAGGCGAAAGCAAGCCGGGCAACAAAAAUAUUUUCAGGACUCCGAGGCAUUCUCUGUUGAGAAAUCAGAUUUUCAGCUUGAUUAGUAAGGGUUUUUCUUUGUACCCAAGAGGGGAGAUCAUAAGGUUGAUGCCGCCAAGGGCGGUGCUUUCUGGAGAUCUUUAGAGCCGCCAUGGCCCAUAUUGGAAUUUCUUCCUCCUGGGGUGGUUGUUGUCUGACCUCUAUCUUGACGGCCAGGGGGGCCCCCUUGGGUCGGAUGUUCCGAAGAGGAAGUCGUGUGAGUUCAUUGGAUCCGUCUGGGGAAAUACAAGCAUACCCCUUUCCCUGUAAGAUUAAUUUCCCAGAUUUCCAUUGUCUAUUCAGCCUGUCUUGGUACCAAAUGGGCAGAGGAGGAGAAGAGUCCUUCAAUUCCUCAAAAUGUUCUUCUGCUCUUGUCAAGAUAGCACCUUGCGAACUGUGAAGACUCAUGAAUGAAGAAGCCCAGAAGAGGAAAGAACAGGAGUCAGGCAUGGCUCUCUCUCAGGCACAGUUGACCUUCAAGGAUGUGUUCAUAGACUUCACUCCUGAGGAGUGGGAGUGCCUGGACCCUGCCCAGAGAACCUUGUACAAUGAUGUGAUGGUGGAGCCCCUCAGGAGCCUGCUGUCUGUGGGGCUGGAUUCUACACCUGCCAAUGCAGGAGACCCGGGUUCGAUCAUUGGUCUGAGAAGAUCCCACAUGUCACAGAGCAGCUACGCCUGUGUGCCCGAACUACGAGCCAGCACUCUAGAGCCUGGAAGCUGCAACUGCUGAGCCCACAUGGGACGACCACGGAAGCCCGUGCGCCCAGGAGAAGCCGCAGCAAGUGAGGAGCACGAGCACUGCAACUGCAGCCCAGCCGCUACUUGCUGAACUUGGAGAGAAACCAAGGAGCAGCGAACAGUCCCCCGAGACGAAAGGAAUGAAUUCACCAAUGUAUUAAAAAUAACAGAUACGUUUAUUAAAAAAGGAGAGGUUGGACUCUGGAAGAAGCCACAGUAUGUGGCAUUACUUGUGAGUAGGAAGUUCUGUUUCUGAUCUGAACGUUAUCUCCAUUCUUGUGGCACAAGGAGGAAGACCCCUGGAUUGUGGAGAAGGAGGUGCUAAUAGCGAAAAUCCAGAUGAGUGGGAAAGUAUCAACAGUGUGAUCACAGGUCAGCUGUCACAAGGACAGAGAGGAAGCCGCACCAUCCAUGGGGUUUGGGAAACUCUCCAAGGGGGAGAGUUCUGUGAGAAAACAGAUGUUUAAUG
Cervus elaphus (red deer) is the source of this 1708-nucleotide messenger RNA. Its product is annotated as zinc finger protein 610-like. The transcript has 4 exons. The coding region runs from base 908 to 1231 and encodes 107 amino acids. Gene Ontology annotation, biological process: regulation of DNA-templated transcription. Lineage: Eukaryota; Metazoa; Chordata; Mammalia; Artiodactyla; Cervidae. The record is from RefSeq and is a predicted model, not a curated record.